UCAUGGUUAUGAUAUUUGUGAUUUCUUUUGAUUUAUCCAAUUUCUCUUCUCUUCAGGAUACAUGAGAAAUCCUUGUUUCAAGUUCAUCCCUCAGACUGUAAACAUAAACUUAUUUUGAUUGUUUAUAUAAUCAUCACCUAAUCAUCUUAUUCUUGUCACCAUCAUACAAUUGUAACUUAGUGCCAUCAACCGGAUUACAGUGUUGUGUGAUCGACUACCAAUCGGAUUAUAUAUUGGAAAAAGUGAUCGAGAAAAGUUCAACUUUAAGAUGAAAUAAAAUGUUCACUUUUCUGUUAAUAGUUUUCGAUAAUAUUUUUCUUCCUUUGUGAAUUCAUUGUUGAACAAUAUUUCACAUCAAAAGAUUUCACUUCAUCUUUACAGAAGCACAAGAGAAGAUAGAAAUCAAAAAUCAUACUGAUCCUUUUUCAGUAUAAUACCACUCGAAUGAGCCCAAGAUAAGGGUGAACAUCUAAAUCCAACAAGGAAACUGAGGAAGUCAAACAGUCAAAAAGGAGGAGCAGAAGGUGGAAAAAUAGUUGUUCGUAGGAUAAAAUAAAAAGAGAAUCGAAAGUGGAGGAGAAAAAGAGUUGAAAUAGCGAUUGGGGUCGAACAAUGAUUCUUCGAUUUCUUUCCAUGAUAUUCUGUUAUGAUAUAUCUUAUAAGAUUGCUUUAUCUCAAUAUGUUGCUACCCUCGGUGGUAUCGUUGCCUUUUCAUGUAACGUCUCUGAUUGGGGUGAUGAUACUGUCAGUUUAAUGUUAUUUUACAAAGAUGGACUCAAAGUGCCUUUUUACAGUCUCGAUGCUCGAGAAGUGCCUUUCCCUCAAGCUAAACGAUUUGGUAACGAUGAUCGUAUGUACGUCAAUGAGACAACCUCACCUCCAUCGCUUGUAAUUAAAUCAGUUAAACUUGAAGAUGAAGGUGAUUAUCGGUGUAGAGUUGAUUUCAGAGAUGAUAAAACAAGGAAUUCAUUAUUUUCGUUAAAAGUUGUUCAUAAACCUAAAGUAACCGUUAACCUUGGUGCCAAUUUAAAUCCAAACAAUAUCAAGGAGGGAAUCGAUGUGAUCCUUGAAUGUAACAUAAUCGCUAAUCCAAAUAUUUUUGAAAUCGGUUGGACUUUCAAUGAUAAUCCGGUAAUUUCCAAUCUAUCGGAUGGAUUAAUUGUUUCAAAUAAUUUUCUGGUUCUACAAAAAGUGAAAAAAUCCCACCGGGGAAAUUAUCAGUGUAUAGCAAUUAACUCGGUUGGCGAGGGUCGUAGUAAUCAUUUUUUCCUGAGAGUUCAAUUCGCUCCAAUUUGUAAGCCAGAUCAACAAUUAGUUUAUCCUAUUGGUGCAAGUGAGGAAACUUUAAUCAGCUGUUCUGUUGAUGCUGAUCCAGAUCAGAUAUCAUUUAAAUGGUAUUUAAAUAGCUCAUCAACUAAUUAUGGGAUAAACAAUUAUACCGUUAAUGAGACUACAAGUUAUUUACUUUAUUCACCAAAAAAUCGUUACGGUUAUGGUUCAAUCUAUUGUACAUCUUCAAAUUCAAUCGGCCAUCAAAAGGAUCCUUGCUCAUUUAAUAUUAUCCCUCCAGGUAUUCCAGUGAAGGUGGAAAAUUGUACCAUGAAGAAUCAAUCGUUAACUGGAUUAUUAGUUGAUUGUUCGACUACCCCACUUACUGGACCUUCGCCCAUUUACAUUAUCGAUGUUUAUAAAGCCAAAACCCGUGAGAAGAUAAAAAGCCUUACCAAUAGAGAUCGUCCAACGUUUUUACUUCAAGAUUUAUCGCCUCAGGGUUAUUAUGAAUUAUAUGUUUACUCUAAGACCACUGGAGGUCAAAGUGACCCUGUCUCCCUGAAAGCAUCUUUAUCCUCGACAACAAUGACACAUAAUCAAAUGAAACAAGAUAUUACCAGGGAAGAUACUUACAGUCCUUUGUUGGUUAUAUUAAUGGCCAUUGUUGGAACUAUUCUCAUCAUUAUCAUCAUGAUUAUAUUGGCUAUAAGAAUCAAAUCACAUCGUGUUGAGGUUACUGACAGAAGACAGGUUGGACCUUCAACCGCUUAUUACGAUGAAUCAAAGUCAUAUCCCAGAAUAACACAGAAAGAGAAAAGCCUUUGUGAUCUAGUUAAUAUCGAUAAAAGCCUUCCAAACGGAGACAUCUCAUGUUUCCAGAAUCCUUAUGAUUAUCACAACAUUAAACAAACCAUUGAAAUGACAUUAAAACAAAAUAAACUUCCGAUUCCAAUGAGGUCAACAAUGAUUCCUGAAAGUCCAACAGUCAAAUCAUAUCAGUUAUCCUCAUCUUCAGUAAAGGGAACUUUGGUUGAGGAACAUGUUCGUCUGAGAAAUUUAUCUUCUUCUCUUGAGGAUCCAGGGAAAGAUUCCAAGAUAUCGUUAAUCAGUGAAACAUGCAAUCAACUUCUAAUAGAUUCUGGCUCUAUGGUGAACGAUGAAUGUUCAGAUAAUGAUCUUAUCCCUUCAGAUGCAAGUUUAAUGAAAAAUAUCAGAAUCUCAUGUGAUGGAAGUGAAGUUACUAUAUCAUUUCAACUUCCGCGGGAACAAAUAAGUCCAAUGACAAUUGUUGAUAAUAAGACUACCCUGGUUUAAGUUCAAUCGACUGGAUGAGUUCUGAUCAAUUGGAACUAUGUGAUUAAAUAGAAAUAGAGAGAAAAAAAAUCGUCGAAAUGUAAAAAUGUUUGAAUGUUUGGAUACAGAAUCCAAGUUACAAGUAAUUCAAUUUAUUCGCUGAUUUAUCAACAGUUUCUCUAAAUUCAUGAUAUUGAAUGUCCUCGUCAUGAUAAUUUGGAUUGUCCAUACAAUGAGAAAAUCCUUGUGGACAGCUAAUAAAAAAAGUGGUUCGAGUUUUUGAUUCACAAGAGGCUCUGGAAAAUAAUUUCGAUCAACGAAAUGUUAUCAAGCUGAUAUUUUGAUCUUAUAUCGUAUGGAUUUUGUUUUCUCGUCAACUCAAUUGUCAAUGAAGGAUAAAGAAAAUGUCCCAAUCAUGUCAAUCAACCAAAGUCAUCAUGACAAAAAUGACCACGCAAUUGACCAGAAGGAACCUUGGCUUAUACAUAAUCGCUGUGAUUCAAACGAAAGUAACACUGUGAUAGCUCAUAAAUGAAGCUCUUUUUUUCAGCUCAACUUGGAAAUUUGAAAACUUUCAUCGCCAUGAAACUGAACCGGACUAACGAAUGAAAUUAAUACAUUGUAACCAAAACUAAUAAGUCCAAGGUGAAACUUUUCAAUGUCAAAAUUUACUAAAAAAAGAUAAUAAAAUAGCUAAUAAAUAUUAGAUCAAC
Molecule: messenger RNA, 3278 nt
Organism: Panonychus citri (citrus red mite)
Lineage: Eukaryota; Metazoa; Arthropoda; Arachnida; Trombidiformes; Tetranychidae
Exons: 13
Coding region: 613-2586 (657 amino acids)
Molecular function (GO): protein binding
Source: RefSeq, a predicted model, not a curated record